CAUUGUAAACCGCGCUUGCACGUGGUCUUGCUUUUGUUUUUAUUCUUCUCCGUUUCACACACUCGAUUCCCGAUUACAUGCGACGAAAGAACGUGUCAAAAGAAAAAGUCCAAUCAAAUUUGAAUAUCUGUGAUGUGAUGUGUGUGUGCGCGCAUUGUUCAGGUCGUCGUUCAUUUUGUGUCCAGGCUUUUAAUUCAACUUGAUAGUUCAAUAAGGUGUAAUACAGUUGUGUGAUAACAACGAGAACGCAGUCUGGUCGCUGCACUGCUAGCGGAGUGUGGAUUGAUUUAUCAAUCGAUCUCAUUCCCCAAAAACAACUCAAAACGCGGUCCGCAAAGAUGCAGCAAUGGCAGAAAAUUUCGCUUAUGCUGUGCACGUUCGGCUUCCUGAAGGAGAUUCGACCCAGCGAACCGUUCAUCGUGGACUACCUGGUCGGGCCAUGGCGCAACCUGACCAUGGAUGAGGUCAUCCAGGAGGCGUUCCCAAUCGGAACGUACUCGUACCUGGCCCAGCUGGCCGUCAUAUUUCUGAUUACGGACCUGCUGCGGUACAAGCCGUUGAUCGUGGUUAACGGGCUGGCCGGAAUCGUCAUCUGGAGUAUGCUUGCGUGGACGACGUCGCUGCAGUCGCUCAAGAUCUUGGAGGUGUUUUACGGGACGUACUGCGCGGCGGAGGUGGCUUAUUACAGCUACAUCUACGCCAAGGUGGACCGAGAGCACUACCAGAAGGUAACGUCACAAACGCGGGCCGCCAUCUACAGUGGGAAGUUCUUCGCGGGUGUGUUGGCCCAAGCGUUGUACUACUUCAAAGUGAUGGACUACAAGCAGCUGAACUACUUGUCGGUGGCGGCCCAGAUAAGCGCGACGGUUUGGGCGUUGAUGCUGCCGCCGGUCCAGACGAGCAUGUACUUUCACCGUGCCGCGAUUGGGCGCGCGGACGUCGGAGAACCAACCGACGAGCAGUCCUUUGAGAAUGACCUUUCCAGCGAUAAAAACUCCGUCGCGAGUUCUUCAUCCAAGAGGAAGGUCAUCUCGGCGUUCGUUCUGAUCUGGGUUCACUUCAAGUCGUCGUUCACCAACUUGACCGUGCUGCAGUGGAGCAUUUGGUACGCCCUAGCUAUGGCCGGUUACAUCCAAGUGCUCGCGUACAUCCAGUUCCUUUGGAGCAACGUCGACCCCUCACAACCAGCCGUCUGGAACGGAGCCGUUGAGGCCGUGGUCACGCUGCUAGGCGCCAUCGUCUCCCUGCUUGCCGGAUACAUCCACAACGGAUUCCUGCGACCGCGGAGCAGUCUCUUCGCGCUGUCAAUCCUAUCGCUUGGCCAAAGUGCCGCCAUUCUCCUCGCAACGACGACCUCCAGCCUCGCCGUGUGCUAUCUGGGUUACGUCACGUUCGGUGUGUUGUACGCGUUCACCAUUACGGUCGUCAGCGCCGAGAUCGCCAAGAACAUCUCCGACGACAGUUUCGGCCUCGUGUUUGGCUUCAACACGCUUGUUGCCCUGUCGCUGCAGACGCUGCUGACGUACGCCGUGACCGACUCCGACGGAUGGUUCGCGCUGGACAUCUUCGGCCAAUUCACCGUCUAUGGGUACUACUUUGUUGUGCUCAGCGUUAUCUACGCGGUCUUCCUGCUCGGGGAGAUUGCCAGCAGUGUCUACCGAAGGAAAGAUUAGCCCCCAAUGAUACUCCAUUUAGCUGAGUAAUGUCUUUUAUUUGCCUUGUUUUAGCCAUAUGUACAUCAAUCAUCGUAGCGAUUUACUGAAGCUGUAACGUUUAGUACAAAGUAGACUGAUUUUUGAAAUAUAUCUCUAGACUGAA
This is a messenger RNA of Culex quinquefasciatus (southern house mosquito), 1818 nucleotides long. Its product is annotated as thiamine transporter 1. Gene Ontology annotation, biological process: transmembrane transport; vitamin transport. Gene Ontology annotation, cellular component: plasma membrane. The transcript has 3 exons. Lineage: Eukaryota; Metazoa; Arthropoda; Insecta; Diptera; Culicidae. The record is from RefSeq and is a predicted model, not a curated record. Gene Ontology annotation, molecular function: vitamin transmembrane transporter activity. Bases 339 to 1673 code for a protein of 444 amino acids.